Messenger RNA from Grosmannia clavigera kw1407, 2064 nucleotides. Its product is annotated as peptidoglycan-binding protein. The transcript is spliced from 8 exons. The coding region runs from base 1 to 2064 and encodes 687 amino acids. The record is from RefSeq and is a predicted model, not a curated record. Lineage: Eukaryota; Fungi; Ascomycota; Sordariomycetes; Ophiostomatales; Ophiostomataceae.
AUGCUGGCAGUCGCAUUUUCGUCGAUUCUCGCCGUUACGGCGGUGUGGGCUCAACAGCUCGACGGCUAUCAGAUACCAUUUGAGUCACUGGGGCUCAGCAGCGACUGUCUUGUGGCAGUCAACACGACGGUAUCAUCAUGUCCCGCAUGGCUCGGUGUCAUCACCGGCUUAGACCCAAGCAUACCCCUUGUGCCUGAAGCAGAGCUGAAUACGCUCUGCAGCAGCACAUGCCGCUCGGAUAUGGCAGGACUCAUACCCACAAUUCAGGCAGCCUGCACGGCGCCGACGGACGUCAUGGUGCCAGACACUGUCACUGCGUAUCCAGCGGAACGCUACCUCUAUGCCAUAGACAUAUCGUGCCUAGUGGACUCGAAGACGGGCGAGUACUGCGACGUCCUGGUCAGCUCGUGGCUGAACGAGACAAACAACAAUGUGUCCGCCUACACGUCAGAGCAGAACUGCUCGUACUGCGAGCUGGCCUUGCUGCAGUACCAGCUGGCAUCCCCCAUCGGCUACGACGAAGAAAGCGCUGAAGCGUUUUCCAGUCUGACCUCCAGCUGUGCGGCGACCACGUACACGUAUUCCGUGCCGACAAUGACGACAUGGGCUCUAAAUGCCACCGCUGUCGCCACGACUCGGCCAACGUGUAAUGCCACCGCGUACACGGUGCAGGAGGACGACACUUGCGUCAGUAUCUCGGGCGAACAAAACGUCUCCACGUACGGCCUCAUCACGACAAACGCUUUGACGUUGGCUUGCGAUCCAUUGCCGGAUGUCGGAACGGAGCUCUGUCUGUCCAGCAUGUGUACAACAUACCAACUUCAGGGUUACGACAAUUGCGAUUCUGUGGUGGCAGAUCUCGGCAUCACAAUGGCCCAAUUGCUGGCAUGGAACCCCAAUAUCAACUCCGGCUGUUCCAAUCUGGCCUACUUUCGAGGAUGGUAUCUCGCAUCAACGACGGCAGCCCCGGUCCCGACCAACGCCCAGCCACAGUCCAACACAGACUGCGGCCAGUGGUACUAUGUUCUGCCGGGCGAUUAUUGCUCCCUCAUUUCAGUCAAGUUUGGCAUCUCACUCAGCGACUUUUACUUCCUGAACCCACAGGUUGACUCGUCGUGCGACAACCUCUGGGCAAAAACUUCUGACAGCAGCCGCAACCAGUUUCACCCGUCCAGUUACAUCGACUUCAACUACCCCCCCCCCUACGUCGGCCCGACACUCAACCCAACAGCGCCAGGGACCAUUGAAGGAUGCUAUUACUACUGGAAUACUUUUGUCCCAGGUCUCUUUGUACAAGAUGACGAUGACAUUGACAUCAACUCGUGCUUGGCGUGGACGUGGGGAGCCGAAGUGUUGCUGUCGGAUCUCCUCGCCUGGAAUCCCAGCCUGAAUGCUAGCAACUGUUUCAUGGAGCAAGGGUACAGUUACUGUGUGCAGAAAGAUGAAUUCCCAGCCAAUAUUACGACAGCCAAUAUUACGUACCCAUACGACUAUUGCUUUGCACCGAACAUCUCCUUGAUUGAUUCUAGAUCGGUACAACCGGACGAAUGUGACUGCUACAUUCAGGUACGGGAAGAAGACAAAGGAUACUUCAACUGCAGCAUGUUUCCAACACUGUUCAACAUCACGGUGAACGACGUCGUUGCGCUUAAUCCACAACUCACUAGCAAUGUGGCAUGCGACAGCAACCUCUGGAACGGCCUCGUGGGAGGCUACGAGCAGUUCUGUGUCGAGCGCAAUACAACCGGCGUAAGCACAGGCACUUCUUCGUCGUCCACGUCCACCGCCACUUCGGGACAGUUCUCUACCACACCGAUGGCAACAAUAACAAGCACGUCUGUGAGCACUCCAUCGUCUACUACGGCCGUGGUCCCCCCCGCUCAGACAGAGCCUGGCACGACGUCCAGCUGCACCGUAUAUCACGUCGUCGUUUCUGGUGACACCUGCUAUGCCAUAUCUACAACGUACAAAAUCUCUCUCGACGAGUUUUACGGCUGGAACCCUAAUGUUGGCACCGACUGUUCGGCCCUUUGGCUAGGAUAUGCUGUUUGCGUAGGGGUUUAG